Molecule: messenger RNA, 420 nt
Organism: Vigna unguiculata (cowpea)
Lineage: Eukaryota; Viridiplantae; Streptophyta; Magnoliopsida; Fabales; Fabaceae
Source: RefSeq, a predicted model, not a curated record
AUGCACUUGUGUGGCAUGCGUCGUGGCCUACGGGUGACGGUCUUCAUCGUCGUGGGUUUCACGUUUCCUCUCCUCUUGGUCUUUUUGUCCCUCUCGUAUAUGUGUAAGUGUGAUGUGUUGAUGAAGGGCUAUGGCGUGCUAACAAUGAGUGAUGAAAACCCUAUACCUUUUGGUGGUGGUGAUCUUGGUUAUGGUGGUGGUGGUGGUGGUAGUGGUGGAUGUGGUGUUAGUGGUGGAUGUGGAGGUUGUGGUGGUGGUGAUGGCAGUGGUGCUGGUGGUAGUGAUAGUGGUGGUGAUGAUGGUGGUGGUAAUAGUGGUUGUGCUGAUGUUUGUGGUGGUAGUGGUUCUAAUGUCGUUAGACCAGUGGCUAUUUGCGACUACUAUGAAUCGGUGACUAUUUCAGUCACAAUUUGCAACUAA